AUGUCAUUAGCCGAUAUAGAUGUUUACGAAGAUCCUAUAUUAAAAUUGGCACAGGAUCCAGAUUUAAAUAAAGAAAAAGAAAAAACAAAAGAAUUAAUCCAUAUUAUACACAGCUUUCCAUUAACAGAAAGGAAAGUAUCGAAGCUAUGUCAAUUAUCAAUAACGAUCCUACAAAGUUUAGAGAAGAUAGAAUUAAACUUAAAGAAUUGGGCAUUUCUUUCGUUAGACAUUAAUUCAGAAAACCAUUUUAAUAAAGAUAAUAAUGAAGAUAUCAAGAAUUUCAACAAUAGUAUAUCCUUGAAAGUGUUGAAUAAUUGCAAUGAGUUCAACAGAAAAUUAAAUAAAAUAUCCGUCGAUCUUGACUAUAUCACCAAAUCACUGAGGACGCUAACGCCAUUGGAAUAUAUUCUGGAUAGUGGAACAUUAUUGACUUCUUUAACUUUAAGAAAUAUAAGACUUAAGGAUGAAAUAUCGGACAAGAUAACAAUUGCAUAUCUGAAGGCCAAACUAAUUACAAUAGGAACCGACUUAGAGACAAUGCUAGAAGAUGAUGAAGACAAUUCAACUGCAAUUACAUAUAAAAACUUUGUUGUUAGUUUAUUAAAACAAUUGAAUAAUGCUAUAGAAAUGGAAGAUACAUCCGCUAAGUACGAAUGCUUAGCAGUUAUCAAUGAUAUGGAACAAAUGUUCAAUGUCUAUAAGUUAGACAGAAUACAGCAAAUAGCAUUAAACGAAAUGAAUGAGGAAAAAGAUAAGGAUAUUCUUUCAAUAGAAAAAGAACUAGUCAAUACUGGUUUAAACAAAUCGCGCCACACUGAUAAUGAUAUCUCAGAUUAUGAUGAUGACGACUAUGAUUAUGAUUAUGAUUCUGACUUUGUUUCCUCAUCGAUGUAUUCAUCAUCAGCACCUCUGCAUAACCCUCCACUCAUUCGAUCAAUUACAAAAUCACAACAAAUAAAACCUCCACUGUCACCCAAUAAGGAAUCAACAAAUUUUGGAAGAAGGGAAUCAAUAUCAUCACUUUCAACGUCAGCUUUUCUUCAAAAAACUUCUUUAUCAGAUGAAUUACCAUAUUUGAUGUCUGCAUUUGAUCUGGCAAAGAAUUUUGAAGAAGACGUAAGCCAUUUCAAAGAAAGAGACGAAAAGCCAAAGAACAAGCUGAAGAAGGAAAAUAAUAGGAGGAAUUCUCAGGAUAUAGAGGCCAAUGGAGAAAACUCCCGUGAAAAACAAUUUGCUAGACGUAAACCAAAAUUACCAGAUGGUUCGUUAUAUUCUGAAAGUACACUAUUAUCUAAACCUCCUUUAUCGGAUGCCAGCUCAUAUCUUUAUGCAAACAAUUCAUUACUCUCCAAAUUAGGAAUAAGGCCUCAAGUUAUAACCACAGAAAUGCCAUCUAAGGAGUUAUCUAACAAUACAUCCAUAAAUAUAAAGCAUAAAAUAGAUAAAACACCACAAUUAUACAUUGAAGAUAGACAUAAUAAUGACAAGGAUAAAGAGAAUAGAAAAGUAAUAAAUCCUUUAACUAUUGCCAACUUAGAAAGCCAUAGCUUUUCAGAUCUACUUACAGAGGAUGCUGAUGUUGAAUAG
Molecule: messenger RNA, 1587 nt
Organism: Debaryomyces fabryi
Lineage: Eukaryota; Fungi; Ascomycota; Pichiomycetes; Serinales; Debaryomycetaceae
Exons: 1
Coding region: 1-1587 (528 amino acids)
Source: RefSeq, a predicted model, not a curated record